CUCUCGGUUUCGCUCAUGCGCAGAGGGCUGAGCCAGCCCUUUGCUGGUUGGAAGAGGGAUAUCUGUCUGUGGGUGCGGAGAAAGAGGAAUAAUGAAACAAAAUAUGCAGAAGCAUGUUCAAGUUCAACUGUUGGAUCCAGAAGUGUGAAUGAUGACAAUCUUAAGAAAAAUAUUGACUCUCAUCUGCAAACAUCAACUUUUGAGCCACAUUUCAAAAAGAAAAAAGUAAGUGCAAGGCGUUAUAAUGAAGAUUAUUUAAAAUACGGUUUUAUCAAAUGUGAAAAACCCUUUGAAAAUGACAGACCUCAGUGUGUAAUUUGUAAUAAUAUUCUUGCAAAUGAAAGCUUAAAACCUUCGAAAUUAAAACGGCACUUAGAAACUCAGCAUGCUGAGCUUACUGACAAGCCUCUUGAAUAUUUUCAAAGAAAGAAAAAGGAUGUGAAGUUAUCAACACAGUUCCUGAGCUGUUCUACUCCUGUUAGUGAGAAAGCCUUAUUAUCAUCAUAUUUAGUGGCAUAUCGUGUGGCAAAAGAGAAAAUGGCUCAUACGGCUGCUGAAAAAAUUAUUCUCCCAGCCUGUUUGGAUAUGGUGCGUACAAUUUUUGAUGAUAAAUCAGCUGAUAAAUUAAAAUCAAUUCCUAGUGAUAGCACAAUAUCACUGCGAAUUUGUACAAUCGCAGAACAUUUAGAAACAAUGCUUAUUACUCGGUUACAGUCUGGAAUAGAUUUUGCAAUCCAGCUUGAUGAAAGCCCUGAUAUUGGAAGCGGUACGACACUUUUAGUCUAUGUCAGAUAUGCAUGGCAGGGUGAUUUUGUGGAGGAUUUUUUGUGUUGUUUAAAUUUAACUUCACACCGAAGCGGGUUAGAUAUUUUUACCGAAUUAGAAAAGUGCAUUGUUGGUCAGUAUAAAUUAAACUGGAAACACUGCAAAGGAAUUACAAGUGAUGGAACAGCAAACAUAACUGGAAAACAUAGCAGAAUAAUUAAAAAAUUGUUAGAAGUUACCAAUAAUAGUGCUGCGUGGAAUCAUUGUUUUAUACAUCGUGAAGCUUUAGCGUGCAGAGAAAUGCCACAGAAUCUCAUGAGAGUAUUGAAAAAUGCAGUGAAAGUUGUUAAUUUUAUUAAAGGAAGCUCACUAAAUAGCCGACUCCUUGAAACAUUUUGUUCAGAGAUUGGAGCUAAUUAUACCCAUUUACUGUAUCACACCAAAGUGCGUUGGUUGUCGCAAGGGAAAAUCCUAAGCAGGGUUUACGAACUCAGGCGUGAGAUCCACGUUUUUCUCACGGAAAAAAAAUCUCAUCUGGCAACUGUUUUUGAAGAUGAUAUUUGGGUAACGAAAUUGGCAUAUUUAACUGAUAUUUUUGGCAUUCUUAAUGAACUAAGUUUAAAACUACAGGGGAAGAACAGUGAUAUAUUCCAACACGUCGAACAUAUCCAAGGCUUCCACAAGACGUUAUUGUUGUGGCAAGCAAGGCUUAAAAGCAGUCGUCCGAGCUACUACAUGUUUCCAAGAUUUUUGCAACACAUCGAAGAGAAUAUUAUUAAUGAAAACAUUUUAGAAGAAAUAAAACUAGAGGUAUUAUUGCAUCUCACGUCUCUCUCUCAAACUUUUAACCAUUUCUUCCCAGAAGAGAAAUUUGAAACUUUAAAAGAAAACUGUUGGGUAAAAGAUCCAUUUGCUUUUCGAAACCCCGAAUCAAUAAUCGAGUUAAACUUGGUGCCUGAAGAAGAGAAUGAAUUACUGCAGCUCAGUUCUUCAUAUGCCUUGAAGAAUGAUUAUGAAACCUUAAGUUUAUCAGCAUUCUGGAUUAAGAUAAAGGAAGACUUUCCUUUGCUAAGUAGAAAGAGUGUCCUGCUCUUACUACCAUUCACGACAACGAGUUUGUGUGAACUGGGGUUUUCAGUCCUAACCCAGUUAAAAACGAAGGAAAGGAACGGACCGAAUGGUGCAGCAGGUCUGCGGGUAGCGGUUUCCUCCUGUGUCCCAGACUGGAAUGAACUCGUGAACAGGCAAGCACACCCAUCAGUUAGUUCCGUCAGGUGCCACCUUGGAGCAGAGGUCAUGUCCAUCUCGCAUGAUACCUAGUGAUUCCCCCUCCCUUUUUGGUGCUCAAAGUGUCGGAAGACAAUCCUCCAUGAAUAGCUCACAUUUCUGCACAGUCUCCAUCCUCUGAAUGAAAGUAUUUGCGUCUGAGUUAAGAAUGUUUAUAUAAGGAGACAUUCCAGGACGGUGAAGAUGGAGAUGUCUUCUUCCUUGGAAACAUCCCAGGGAAGUAAAGAUAACGGCUUUUCCUUCCCUCACUGGAGACACUUGUUUGCCUUCCAGGAAUACUAAGUAAUCUCUCUGUAGGAAGGAUGAGAAGAUGUACGGCAAACCCAUAAAACCCUAGAGUCUCCAGUGGUGCCGCCACUGUGUGCAAAACUAACACACCUAUGAGAAUGGGGCACCGGGAACCAAGCCGCAAUGCUGAUCUGGCUGGUUUUUUUGUUUGCUUGUUUUUUGUUUUUUGCUAUGAGUGUUAAAUUGUAUCUCUGACCCCAAGGUCUCACAUCAAUAUAUGGUCAUUUCUGCAAAAUUCCUUUUACCACAUAUGGCAACAUGUUCUCAGGUUCCAGGGAUUAAGACCUGGCCAUCUUCAGCAGGACCAUCAUCCAGCCUAUCACAUCCACCCCUGGGCCUCAAAGACUUAACAUGCCCCACAUGAGAAAUACCUUUGCCCAUUCCAAGGCCCCCCAAAGUUUCAUCAGAUGAUAGCAUCCACUCAAGCCUAAAAUCUCAUUUAAGUCUUAGCGACUCAAAACUCUCAAAUCUCAUAUCGAAUCCUCUAAAGUAGGUAUGGGUGCAGUUCUGGGUAUGAUGUAUCCUGUGGCAGAAUCCUCUCUACCUGGGAAUCUGCGAAGUGAGAAGGCAAGUUGGUGCUCCAAAAACGCAGCAGUGGGACAGGCAUAGGGUAACUUCCAUCCUCCUUCAAGAAGGGAGAAAAUGAAAAAGUCACCGGCCAAUCACUUACAAAGUCCACCUAGGCAAACUCCAUUAAGUGGCAAAGUCCAGGACCCUUUGGCCGUGGUUGGUGCCUCAGUCCUCUGGACCUGUGACUCCACUCUGGGGCUCUCCACCUUCGGAAUCGUCCGUUUCCAUGAAGAGUAAUGUCAGCCACUGAGUAGUUUUUAUUAACCAGCUUUGUGCCUGCGGAAUUUUGAGAGUCUGACAGGCUUUUCAUUUUCAUCCUCGGCCCCCUUUGGUCCAACCUGACAAUGUUUUUGUUGAUAGAGGAUUCUCAAAAAUGUUGUGGGUCACAGAGACUCACUCCAUCAGGAAAGAGGCUACUCUGCAGAUCUUUCCUGAAUAAUCUCAUCUCUUGUUUGGCUUCUGCUGAGGUAACUGAGAGGACCCAUGAGUCACACACUCUUUCAAAGAACCCCUUGUGUACGUGAAUGCUCUAACCUCUUGGACUUUCCAAGCACUCGCAAAAGUCUAUCCACACUUAAGAGAUAACUUUUCAAAUAUAUUUUACCACAAUUUAAAGGAAAAACUUUAUUAAAAAAAGAAGUCCAAUUGCAUCAUUGGCUUUCUCUCCGUAGCUCGCUUUCCUGACAGUGGA
This is a messenger RNA of Phacochoerus africanus (Common warthog), 3601 nucleotides long. RefSeq names its product family with sequence similarity 200 member B (gene ZBED11). The coding region runs from base 16 to 2085 and encodes 689 amino acids. The transcript has 4 exons. The record is from RefSeq and is a predicted model, not a curated record. Lineage: Eukaryota; Metazoa; Chordata; Mammalia; Artiodactyla; Suidae.